CAUACCAUUUGACUACAAGACCUCCUAACAGGUCUGGCGCUACACAUUCGAUGCGAUUGGAUUGAAUUGAAUUGGAAUGGAUAGAUCAACCAUAGCACAAUUCAUUAGAACACACCAACGCGACUGCAAUAAAAAGACGAGACGAAAGUGAGGAUAUCUAAGGAAAAUAGAGCAACAGCAACAGCAACAAACGAAACGACAAUCGAAGCAAGGGAUCGCAGGCUGUGAGCACUAGUGCUGUCAUGGGAAGGAUAAAAAUGAUAACAUCAUUAUUGAUGAUUGCAGCUAGUGUCAGCAAUGGUGGUAAUUUGUUUUUGGCAAUGUUGCUACUUGCCAAGAUAAUCCCCAAUGCCGACGCUGUUUGGUAUUCCGAGGUCUGUCCCACACAUAUGCGCUACAAGGUGCGGAUAGAUCCAUCGACCGGAAAAAUUGUUCAAGUAAUGCACCCGGGGUUCACCACUGACAGGGACGACCAGCCGUACGCUAGCAAUUCCGAGGACGAAACAACGUCCGAAUCCCACAGCAUCGCACAUAAUCAUAUUGCGACGAAUGAAGACCAAUCACGAUCGCCCUUGCUAGAAGGCUACAACGGAAACAAACGAGUCUUGCGUUCCGAUCGGAUGUGGAGGAACCUAGGAGAUUUGGAAACUGAUGCCUUGGUGGUUCAUAGCAACACCAUGACUUAUGAAGGCGAAGAAGAGAUUCGUGUACAACUUGCUGACGAGGAUCCUGCGUCACUUGCAGAUCAAUUUCUCGAUAGAUUCCGGCCCGCAGACCACAGCACCGACGAUCUCAUGGGAUGGAUUCCGCGCCGUUUCUUGCAAAUGAUGGGUAAUGAUGAAAGCAGUGCAGACGAAGCCGACGAUCUAAUCUAUUUUCACGAUACCUUGCAGGAAGGCGAAUUCUUUGUCAAACCCUGCUUGUGUGAGAGCAGCCGAUGGACUUUUUUGAACGAAAUUGAAAUUCCAGAUUCUGAUUACAACGGAACGUCUGACGCAUUGAUCAAGGAGUCUCCCAACAGCUAUGGUUCGUUUGGCCAAGGCAUUAAUCCCAGCAACCUCGGUCAGUACCCGAACGGAGAGUACGCAUACGUUCCCCCCGGAGCGAACAGUAAGCAGGGACAAUGGGACGAUCUUCCUUUGUACUUGUGUAAUGAGAGAGCUAUGUAUUGUGGAAUCCCUACCGAUCCGAUUAUGCCGGUCAAAUGUUACGAGCAGAACAUGCGGGACACCAUCGCAAGGAACGCCUGGCCGCUCAUCCUAUUAUGGUAUCUUGGGCUGGCAAUUAUUUGUUGCUGCACUGUUCACGGCCGGACAGCAGGGGAUUAUGUCCAGGACCGGGUGAGCUAUUUUUGCAAAAAGUUUCUUUGCUGCUUUUGGGAAAUCUCUUAUGAUUUCAACGACAGGAUGCUCCACCGAAUGAUUGCGGACGACGAGCGGGAGAACCGCGGUCGAUCCCAAGAGAACGUCACACCCUGGUUCUAUUCCAACCAGCGGCGGAUGUUCGAGCGGUCGCUGCUGGCCCAGGUGCAGUGGAUCUGGCGGCACCAAGAAUUCUUGAGGGAAAUGGAGCGCCGGGAACAGGGCUUGCCACCGCCCCAGAUAAAGCUCCGAGUCAAGCGGUUUUCUAUGGCUACCACGACCCAGGGAAGCGACGGCGGAGGAUUCCUCGGAAGCACCGUGCCACCCGUGGCCGUCACCAAGACCGCGGCGGCCUCUCCGCACCUCCACUCGGUAUGUACGGCUACCGAGGCGACCAAUGCCACUCCACGCGACAAUAGCAGGAAGGGCAUCACCGCCUCUGUCGGCGAAUCGGAUGCGGCAGCGAUGAUACCCGGCAAAUCGUCGGCAUCGCCCUCUGCUAAAAUGACUCCGGCCGUGAUGUCGCUCGUCAAGACUUCGAACCUUGCUAGGAACAAGGACAAUGAUAGGAACGACAAAGACAAAGACAACGAGACUAAUUCCACAGAACCCGAAGCAGAUUCGCCGCCAUUGGAAACCAACAGCAAUGGGAAUAACGACGACACCGACGAGCCGGAAUUUAUCACACUGACCCUGGGACCCAGCGCGGAAAACGACGACGACGAGCACGACCUUGGGCAGACCGCGGAAUGCGGCGGAGACGAUUGUCUCUGCCGCACCCGAAGCAGCGAGAGCGACCCACCACACGAGAUCCACCACUGCAAGAACGACAGCGACGCCGACUCGCUGGAGGCCCCCACCUGCACCAUCUGCUUCUGCCCCUUUGAGGACGGGGACCGCAUCGGCGACCUCCCCUGCCGGCACGAGUUCCACGUCGAGUGCCUCAAGGGGUGGCUCCAGCGCAAGAACGCCUGCCCCCUCUGCAACGCACCGGUGGGCCGGCCCGAGCGGGCCGACCCGCAGCAGGGCGCGGCGAGCCUGGACGCCAGCCAGCACUCGAUCGGCAGCCUGAUGCAGCGGAUCCGCGUCCUGCAGCAGCAAAACCGUCAGCGGCAGCAACAGCAACAACAGCAGCAGCAACCGGGAGGAGGAGAAGGAGAAGGAGGUGCCACCACCGGUGGGGGACAAGCGCCCGUGGCCGAGGUCCAGCGGACCUACCGCGUGGGGAUGAUCGGAUCCAUCAGCACGGCCGACGACAUUGCCGCCACACAGACGACGUUUCGGGACAACCGCUGGUUUUUUUCGGGUUAGGUUUUUCCGGGCGCAGUGCAAAAUUCUGAUCCGGGCGAAUGUCUCUAAAACUAGAUGAAUAACGACAGCACCUUGAAUAAUAUGAAUAUGACUAUUAUAUUAUGAUAUAAAAUCAUACGCUUGAAAAUUGAUGCUGUCACUGCUAUCAACUCGAGACUUCUUACCACCAGAAUAAUUUGGCACAACGGUGUUUCUCUCUGCCGAGUUCGCUGAGUGCAAACUGUAACACAAAC
Messenger RNA from Pseudo-nitzschia multistriata, 2905 nucleotides. NCBI's taxonomy places the organism in Eukaryota, Bacillariophyta, Bacillariophyceae, Bacillariales, Bacillariaceae. The record is from the annotation of a GenBank genome assembly.